AAGAACCCAUGGAAGUGCCCGCACUGCGAGUUCGUCCAGGCCUCGCGGCGCUCCCCGGACCUCAAGCGGCACAUUGCGACGCACUCGCAGCCCAAGAAGCCGUGGACGUGCCGCGGGGUGCCGGUGCGCUUCGCCGACGACCUGCAGUACGUGCGCAGGCCGGUCCCGGCCGCGGAGUUGCGCCGCGCGAGGGGUGGGAUGGUGGGCGGGUGCGGGAUGGUGUUCUCGAGGAAGGACGCGUUGACGCGGCAUUUGAAGAAGUCGGGGUGCGUGGGGGUCAAGGCGGUCGAGGAGUGGCAUCAGGAUCAGCGCGAGGAGGAGUAG
Messenger RNA from Epithele typhae, 324 nucleotides. RefSeq lists its product as uncharacterized. NCBI's taxonomy places the organism in Eukaryota, Fungi, Basidiomycota, Agaricomycetes, Polyporales, Epitheliaceae. The annotation marks the transcript as partial. The record is from RefSeq and is a predicted model, not a curated record. The transcript has a single exon.